Molecule: messenger RNA, 1140 nt
Organism: Brettanomyces bruxellensis
Lineage: Eukaryota; Fungi; Ascomycota; Pichiomycetes; Pichiales; Pichiaceae
Exons: 1
Coding region: 1-1140 (379 amino acids)
Biological process (GO): retrograde vesicle-mediated transport, Golgi to endoplasmic reticulum
Cellular component (GO): Golgi apparatus; membrane
Source: RefSeq, a predicted model, not a curated record
AUGCCAAGAAUUAAGUUGGGUACGCAUCACGUGGGGUGCAUCUCCCUUAUUAAUUUAGCCCUGGUGAUUCUUUUCUCAUCCUUGGGUUAUUACGUGAGAUAUCAAUCUUACAUUGGACUAAAAGAGAGCAAUGAAAGUUUAAAGUUUAGUGAUGUCGUUGUGCCUGCAAUUCAGUUGGUCCCUAAUCAUUUCGUGUUCUAUCCAUGGACAUUGAUUAUUUCGCCAUACGUGCAAACGUCACCGUUGCAAUUUCUUUUUGCACUUCCAGUUAUGUUUUUUGGAACGGAAUACUUGGAAUCGAAUUGGAACUUUGAUGAUGCCGAAGGUCUUAGAGCACCUGAAAAGGGCAUAUUUGGUGAAUUAAUUCGCUAUUUGCUUAUCGUGACUGUGACCACAAAUUUGAUUUGUAUUUUGUUCAAAUCCUUUGCCGUUGUUUUUGGUAUGUCCGCAGCCGAUUCCAUUGCAAGCCCUACAAAUUUCGGUAUUUUCACCAUUCUCAUGAGUUUUAUUGUUGUAGUGAAACAGCUCUCCCCAGAGAGUAAUGUGAAAGUUUUCAGCUUCUUUAGAUUUAGAUUGAAAAGACUUCCAUUCAUCGUCCUUUCGCUUGCUCUUGUUGUGUCUCUUGUGAUUUUCAGAUCCUUCUCUCCGUUCUUCAUGCCUCUUUUUGUCAACUUCUACAUAAGUUGGUUCUAUUUACGUUAUUACCAAAUCAAUCAUGUUGGUAAUAUUUUACCAACUACUGCAAGUGAAUCACAUACCACAUCACAUUCAUUGACUGUUCGUGGUGAUGCUUCCGACACCUUUGCAUUCAUCCAAUUCUUUCCUGACAACUGUCAUGAUUACUUGAAGCCAAUUGCAAGAUUUUUCUAUCACUCUUCAGCAUUCUUGGGUCUUUUCCGCCCUUUCAAUGAUGAUGAUAUCGAAUCCAGUAAUCUUCGGACUAUCCAAAGAUUGAAUAAGAGUAAUACAAUUGAUGCCAAUGGCUCCUCCGGUGAGUCCUCACGCAGAAAGCGUAUUGCUUUGAAGGUUCUUGAGCAAAAAGUUGGAAAUACUGGAGCAUCGCCGGCUUCCGAGAGCUCUGUUGCCAAUGAGAAUGCCAAUACUACUACUCCUAAAAGAGAUCAAACCGCUAAAAAAUAA